Molecule: messenger RNA, 1347 nt
Organism: Erythranthe guttata (spotted monkey flower)
Lineage: Eukaryota; Viridiplantae; Streptophyta; Magnoliopsida; Lamiales; Phrymaceae
Source: RefSeq, a predicted model, not a curated record
GUGUAUAUUUUUGCAUGCAGAUAUCAAUGAAUGCGAGUUUAAUCCAUGCCAUGGAAAAGCCAUGUGCAUUAAUCUUCCAGGUUCUUUUAAUUGCUCUUGCCGCCCCGAUUACGUAGGCGACGGCACGAAAAACGGCACCGGUUGUAUUUAUCUGCCGCCCCCUUCGAAAACCGCCCUAUAUGCAGGUUUACCAGCAGGGCUGGGGUUAUUUCUAACACUGGCAAUGAGUUUCUGGCUGUACAAGACGGUGAAGAAGAGACGAGCGAAGCAGCAAAAACGGGAUUUCUUCAAACGAAACGGGGGUCUUGUUUUGCAUCAACAAAUGUCGGCUCGUGAUAAUACUAGUGUUCUUGAAAGAGGUGGGAUUUUCACAUCAAAGGAAUUGGAGAAGGCUACGGAUAGAUUCAACGAGAGUCGAAUACUUGGCAGAGGAGGCCAAGGUACGGUCUACAAAGGGAUGCUCUCGGACGGAAGAAUCGUUGCAGUGAAAAAGUCAAAGCAAGUAAACGAAGGUCGACUCGCAGAGUUCGUAAACGAGGUUGUCAUUUUAUCACAGAUAAAUCAUAGGAAUGUUGUCAGGUUACUAGGAUGUUGUUUAGAGACGGAAGUUCCGUUACUAGUCUACGAAUUCGUACCAAACGGAACCCUAUACCACCUCAUCCACGAAGACACCACCGGUUUCCCGUUUUCGUGGGACCUACGGUUGAGAAUCGCGGCGGAGAUAGCAAACGCACUUGCUUACCUACACUAUGCAACUUCCAUUCCCGUAUACCACAGAGAUAUGAAGUCCAGUAAUAUUUUACUAGACGAAAAAUACAGAGCGAAAUUGUCGGAUUUCGGAAUUUCAAGAUCGGUUGGAAUAGACGUGACUCAUUUGACCACAAAGGUCAAAGGGACUUUCGGGUAUUUAGACCCCGAGUACUUUCAAACGAGCAAAUUCACAGAAAAGAGCGACGUUUAUAGCUUUGGGGUUGUUCUUGUCGAGCUACUAACUGGUUUAAAACCGAUAUUAACAAGUGACGAGACGGAAGAAGAAAGGAGCUUAGUUACGCGUUUUCUCUUGACAAUGAAAGAGAAUCGGCUUAAGGAGAUUCUUGAUUCCAAGAUAAUAGAACAAGGUGUGAGUGAAGAGCAUACUGCGGUUGCUGAUGUGGCGAAGAGAUGUUUGAAUUUAAGCGGGAAGAAAAGGCCGAACAUACGAGAAGUGGCGGUCGAGUUGGAGAGAAUUAGAGCGUCGGGAAAUCCGUCUUUCGUCGAGUCUAACGUUGAAGACAUGAGCUGCACAGAAACAGAGUCAUUUGUGAUUUCAGGCACAGAAUUUUGGUUGUGGAGUUAACACCAAAUGCA